CCGGGAACUUUGCCUUUCCGCUCGCAGUCCUUAUCGAGGACACGGAACGCACUGAGACAUCCUGUAACUCCUGGAUCACGCUCAGCGUGCCCCUGCACGGGUUUGCAUCCCAGGAAGCGUGGUGUUCCCUCGCCAGCCUCUCCUCCCAGCUGGGGAGAAGCCUGUGUCCAGGGAGCUUAAAACAAACUGUGGCUCUUUGCAUGGUGCUGAAAUAAUCCUUCCUGUUCGUUGUGACAAACAGCUCCAGGUUGAACACAAGACACAGAACAGCCAGAAGUUCCAUGGAGUUGGACUAAAAUAAAGUUUUGGGAUGUCUCUAUUUGGAUUAAAAUUUGGAAAGAAGAAAUUGAAAGAGGAAGAGAGACAACUUCAAGCAAACAACCGGGAUUUUAAUCUGCAGUUUGAAUAUGCUAACAAUUCAAUUAAAACAUCGAAAUACAAUUUCUUCACUUUCCUGCCUCUCAACCUGUUUGAGCAGUUUCAGCGAAUAGCCAAUGCUUACUUCCUUUUCUUGCUGAUUUUGCAGCUGAUUCCGCAGAUUUCCUCACUGGCCUGGUUUACAACAGUGGUGCCCCUGGUGCUUGUGCUAGCUGUAUCAGGAGUCAAGGAUGCUAUUGAUGAUUUUAAUCGACACAAAAGUGACAAACAUGUCAACAACCGUCCAGUCCAGGUCCUGAUCAAUGGCAUGUUAAAGGAGCAAAAAUGGAUGAAUGUCCAAGUGGGGGAUAUAAUAAAACUAGGAAACAACAACUUUGUGACAGCUGAUCUCCUGUUGCUGUCGAGCAGUGAGCCGCACAGCCUGACGUACAUUGAGACAGCUGAGCUGGAUGGUGAAACAAACCUGAAGGUGAAGCAGGCACUAACAGUCACUGCAGAGCUUGGAGAAGACCUUCAGAAGCUGACAGAGUUCAAUGGAGAAGUCAGAUGUGAGGCACCAAACAACAAACUGGAUAAAUUCACAGGAACUCUUACUCUUUGGGGAGAGAAAUAUGCCCUGGACAAUGAGAAGAUGUUGCUGAGAGGCUGUACUAUCAGGAACACAGAGUGGUGCUUUGGGCUUGUCAUUUAUGCUGGGCCAGACACAAAACUCAUGCAGAACAGUGGAAAAACAACUUUUAAGCGAACAAGCAUUGAUCGGCUCAUGAAUGUCCUUGUGUUGGUGAUCUUUGCAUUUUUAGCACUGAUGUGUCUCAUCCUAGCCAUUGGCAAUGGUAUCUGGGAGCAUGAUAAGGGCUACUACUUCCAGGUCUAUCUGCCCUGGGCAGAGGGUGUCAACUCUGCCUCCUACUCUGGCUUCCUCAUGUUCUGGUCAUAUGUGAUCAUUCUAAACACCGUGGUACCUAUUUCACUCUAUGUCAGUGUGGAGAUUAUACGCUUGGGUAACAGUUUCUACAUUGACUGGGACCGUAAAAUGUAUUACCCACUGAAUGACACGCCAGCUCAGGCUCGAACCACUACACUCAACGAAGAACUGGGGCAGAUCAAAUACAUCUUCUCAGACAAAACAGGAACUCUCACCCAGAACAUCAUGUGUUUCAACAAGUGCUCCAUCAAUGGCAAAUCCUAUGGUGAUGUGUAUGAUAUGUCUGGACAAAGGAUAGAAAUAAAUGAGAACACAGAGAAGGUUGAUUUCUCAUACAACCCAUUAGCCGACCCAAAGUUUGCCUUUUAUGACAACAGCCUGGUUGAAGCUGUGAAGCUGAAUGAUGUCCCAACACACAGGUUCUUCCGGCUGCUCUCACUUUGCCACACGGUGAUGCCAGAGGAGAAGAAGGAAGGUAACUUGGUGUAUCAAGCACAAUCUCCUGAUGAGGGAGCCCUAGUCACUGCUGCCAGAAACUUUGGAUUUGUGUUCCGAGCUCGCACACCAGAGACCAUCACUGUUGUGGAAAUGGGAGAAACAAAAAUCUACAAACUUCUGGCUAUUCUUGAUUUCAACAAUGUUCGCAAACGAAUGUCUGUGAUUGUGCGGAGUCCAGAAGGUGACUUGACUUUGUACUGCAAGGGGGCUGACACCAUUCUUUAUGAACUGCUUCAUCCAUCCUGCAAUUCUCUCAAAGAGGAGACCACAGAACACCUGAAUGAGUUUGCUGGAGAAGGCCUGAGGACACUCGUGGUGGCCUAUAAGAGCUUGGAGGAAGACUACUUUCAGGACUGGAUCAGGCGUCACCAUGAAGCAAGCACUGCCUUGGAAGGACGGGAAGAGAAACUGUCGGAGUUAUAUGAAGAGAUUGAAAAAGACCUUAUGCUGCUAGGUGCCACAGCCAUAGAGGACAAGCUACAAGAUGGGGUACCACAGACAAUUGAGACUCUUGCCAAAGCCAACAUCAAGAUAUGGGUUCUCACUGGAGAUAAGCAAGAGACAGCAAUGAAUAUUGGUUACUCCUGCAACUUGCUGAAUGAUGACAUGGAAGAAGUUUUCAUUAUUGAAGGCAGCACAUCUGAUGAUGUACUGAAUGAGCUGAGGAAUGCAAGAAAAAAGAUGAAGCCAGACUCCUUUCUGGACAGUGAUGAAGUCAACAUUCAGUUUGAAAAAUCUUCAAAAAACCAAAUAAUUAUACCUGAUGAGCAAGCAAAUGGGGUGUAUGGUCUGGUUAUCACUGGCCACAGCCUGGCUUACGCGCUAGAAGGGAACCUGGAGCUGGAGCUGGUGAGAACUGCCUGCAUGUGCAAAGUGGUGAUCUGCUGUCGGGUGACUCCCCUGCAGAAGGCUCAGGUGGUGGAGCUAGUGAAGAAGUACAAGAAGGCUGUGACCCUGGCGAUUGGAGAUGGUGCCAACGAUGUCAGCAUGAUCAAAACUGCCCACAUUGGGGUUGGCAUCAGUGGCCAGGAGGGGAUGCAGGCGGUCCUGUCCAGUGACUUCUCCUUCGCACAGUUCCGCUACCUGCAGCGCCUGCUCCUGGUCCACGGACGGUGGUCCUACAUCCGCAUGUGCAAGUUCCUCAAGUACUUCUUCUAUAAGAAUUUUGCCUUCACCUUGGUGCAUUUCUGGUAUGGCUUCUUCUCUGGCUUCUCAGCACAGACUGUCUAUGAUGAGUGGUUCAUUACACUUUACAAUUUGGUAUACACCUCUCUCCCAGUGCUAGGAAUGAGUCUCUUUGAUCAGGAUGUGGAUGAUCGCUGGAGCAUGCUGUUCCCUCAGCUAUAUGUGCCCGGCCAGCAAAACCUCUACUUUAACAAGGUGGUGUUUGUCAAGUGCAUGUUGCAGGGGAUCUACAGUUCCCUCAUCCUCUUCUUCAUCCCCUAUGGGGCCAUGUACAAUACAAUGAGGAGUGAUGGGAAGGCCAUUGCUGACUACCAGUCCUUUGCUCUGAUGGCCCAGACCUGCUUACUGAUCGUGGUGUCUGUACAGAUUGGCCUGGACACCUCUUACUGGACAGUUGUCAACCAGUUCUUCAUCUGGGGCAGCCUUUCUGUUUAUUUUGCUAUCACCUUCACCAUGUACAGUGACGGCAUGUAUCUGAUCUUCACAGCCUCCUUUCCCUUCAUUGGUACGGCUCGUAACACCCUCAGCCAACCAAACGUGUGGCUGGCCAUCUUUCUCAGCAUCGCCCUCUGUGUGCUGCCGGUGGUUGGCUUUCGAUUCCUGAAGGCUCAGUUAAAGCCAACUCCCAGCGACAAGGUCCUGAUGAAAAUCAAAGAAGCCAAAAAGCGGCCCCCUCCACCCUCACCCAAGCGACGCCUGCGCCGGACCAGCACCCGCCGCUCUGGCUACGCCUUCUCUCACCAGCACGGCUUCGGAGCACUCAUCAUGUCUGGGAGAAACAUGCGGCCAAAGUCACCCUUUGCCACAACGGGAACAUUUUCACCAAACAGUGACAAAUAUAAACACAAAGGAUUGUAACGAAAGAAAAA
Molecule: messenger RNA, 3855 nt
Organism: Lonchura striata (white-rumped munia)
Lineage: Eukaryota; Metazoa; Chordata; Aves; Passeriformes; Estrildidae
Product: phospholipid-transporting ATPase ID
Biological process (GO): Golgi organization; phospholipid translocation
Cellular component (GO): plasma membrane; trans-Golgi network
Molecular function (GO): ATPase-coupled intramembrane lipid carrier activity; magnesium ion binding; ATP hydrolysis activity
Source: RefSeq, a predicted model, not a curated record